Molecule: messenger RNA, 354 nt
Organism: Ascochyta rabiei
Lineage: Eukaryota; Fungi; Ascomycota; Dothideomycetes; Pleosporales; Didymellaceae
Product: Assembly factor cbp4
Exons: 4
Coding region: 1-354 (117 amino acids)
Biological process (GO): mitochondrial respiratory chain complex III assembly
Cellular component (GO): mitochondrial membrane
Source: RefSeq, a predicted model, not a curated record
AUGCCUGGAAUGGGGACAUACAUAAAGGCCAUCUCGGCAGGCGCAGUACUCGUUAUCGGAGGCCCGGCACUGGUCAUGUGGGUGACGCCGACCGAGGAAGAGAUAUUCAAGGCCUACAGCCCUGAACUCCAGAAGAAGGCACUGGCCAACAGGGAACAGCGCCAGAAGGACUUCGAUGGCUUUGUGAACCAGCUGAAGGACUUGUCCAAGUCAGAGAAGCCGAUUUGGAUCGCACAGAAAGAGCACGAUGCCAAGCGAUCGUUGGCAGAGCAGCAGCGACUGAGGGAGGAGAGAGACGCGUAUGCAGCGGAUAGCAGAAGACUGCAGCAAGAGAUCAGGAACGCUUCGCAAUGA